AGAGAGAGAGAGAGAGAGAGGGGAGGGAGGGAGGGAGAGAGAAAUCAAGAGAGACCCGAUCCUCUCAUCGCCUUUUGUUUCAAACCUUUUCACAACGACGUCACGUGAGAUAUUGCUGUUAUUCAGAAGGAUCGCCAAGCCAGUUAGGAGUAAGAAGCGGAAAUCGUCAUCAUGGGGAGCGUCAACGUUAACCGGAACAUCAGCGAUGCUUUCUACCGUUAUAAGAUGCCUCGCAUCCAGGCCAAGGUAGAAGGCAAAGGCAACGGCAUCAAGACCGUAAUCGUCAACAUGGUAGACGUGGCGAAGGCGAUUGGUCGGCCGGCCACGUAUCCUACUAAAUAUUUCGGCUGCGAAUUGGGUGCUCAGACGCAAUUUGACUUCAAGAACGAGCGGUUCAUUGUGAACGGCUCUCACGAUGCCACAAAACUGCAGGACCUGCUCGACGGAUUCAUCCGCAGAUAUGUAUUAUGCCCGGCAUGUGACAAUCCGGAGACCGAACUGAUGGUCAGUUCCAAGAAAGGCACGAUUUCACAGGGUUGCAAGGCCUGCGGUCAUCAUGGCCUCUUAGAGAGCAAUCACAAACUCAAUACGUACAUCCUCAAGAACCCACCGAGCUUGAAUCCAGCGGUGCAAGGUAGCUCGCUAACGGAAGGUAAGCGGGGCAAACGCUCGAAGCGCGCAGCGAAUGGUGCUGACGCCGCCACUGCCGCUACCGGCAACAACGCCAUUGCCGCUUCUCCGACAACGACGACGCCGAUCGCCGCUGCCACCGCCACCACUAACGGCAAUCGGUCCGGUUCACCAGAGAGCGUUCACGACGCCAACAAUGCUGCGGAUUUUGUAAUAGCGGAGCUACCCAAGCGAAAUCUGGCAAAUGACGAGGAAGAUGACGAUAAGUGGGCGGUGGACGUGUCAGAGGAGGCGGUACGUGCCCGUCUUCAAGAUCUGACGGAUGGCGCGAAAGGUAUGACUAUGAGCGAUGAUCUCGAAAAGACCGAGAAGGAGCGCAUGGACAUGUUCUACAAACUGGUCAAGUGUCGCCGCGACGCCGGUCAGCUCGAUAACAAUCAUAAGGAACUAAUUGCCGAGGCAGAGAGACUGGAGAUCAAGACCAAGGCGCCGUUGAUCCUUGCUGAGCUACUGUUUGAUCAAUCGAUCGCUGCCCAGGCGAAAAAGUACCGCGUACUGUUGCUACGCUUUACCCAUGACGAUAUCAAGGCGCAGAGGUACUUAAUACGCGGCAUCGAGCAGGUUAUCGCACUGCACAAGGAAGCCCUAAUGCCGAAGGUUCCGGGUAUUUUCAAGUUAUUCUACGACUCCGAUAUCCUAGAGGAGAAGGCAUUCGAUGAAUGGUCAAGCAAAGUUAGCAAAAAGUAUGUUUCGAAGGAUCUGUCUCAAGAAAUUCAUGAUAGAGCCGUGCCCUUCCUGACGUGGUUGAAAGUCGCCGAGGAGGAGGAGUCUGAGUCUGAAUCUGAUUUGGAAAUUGAGUAUGAUGAUAGAGCCAAGCAGCAAUCUUUGAAACAGCAGAAACAACCACCGCCUGCGCAAAAGCCCGCUGCCGCCAACGAUGAUAACUCCGACGAUGACUUUGAUAUCGAUGCCAUUUAAAAACAGCAGCAACAACCAACACACUUGUCGGACGCAUACGCAAACGGACGAGAAACUUAUUAACGUCCGCAUACGUAAUGAGAAGAAUAAUCAUUUACCCUACACGCAGGAACACGCGUACAUACACGUAAUACACGUGACAUACAUAUACUACACGUACACGAACAGAACUGGAUACAAAGAGCUGUAAAUGCAUUUUCAAGUUAUAUGCAAAUUGUUAGAAUUUUCGUUGUUUUAAACGGUUGAACGACAUCACGAUGUUAUUUACAUGUAUGUAUAAAGUAGAAGAAAAAGCGAGAAAAAAAAUUUUAACGGUUUCCGAAUUUGUAGUAACGUGAAUUAUCUUUUUACAGUAUGUUUAUGAUACUUUUAAUUAUUUUAACGGUAAUGCUAUCGUGCAUUCACCAUCAGAUUGUUAUUAUUUCAUCGAAUUAUUGAUAUUAUUAUCAUUAUCGAAUCUUUUUAUCGUUAUCGAAUCUUUUAUGUUCUCUCAUUGCGUAUAUAUCUUGAACAGUGCAUAUGUUCCAGAGGAAAAGAGAUAACGCUACAGUUCGUGUAAAACAUUGCUGAAUAAUUGGCCUGCUAAAAACGUUCUCUACUGUAUUUACAUUUACUAUUCUAAUAAUUAUUCAAAUAAAUAUGGUUUAAUUGCAACAA
Harpegnathos saltator (Jerdon's jumping ant) is the source of this 2265-nucleotide messenger RNA. It is a transcript of the gene eIF5, whose product is annotated as eukaryotic translation initiation factor 5. The coding region runs from base 172 to 1608 and encodes 478 amino acids. The transcript has 3 exons. Gene Ontology annotation, molecular function: GDP-dissociation inhibitor activity; translation initiation factor activity; eukaryotic initiation factor eIF2 binding. Gene Ontology annotation, cellular component: cytosol. The record is from RefSeq and is a predicted model, not a curated record. NCBI's taxonomy places the organism in Eukaryota, Metazoa, Arthropoda, Insecta, Hymenoptera, Formicidae. Gene Ontology annotation, biological process: formation of cytoplasmic translation initiation complex; translational initiation.